GACACACCCAGACUGAUAAGAGCCUUUCAAAAUAAACUGCUUUAAAGUACAAACCAGCUAAACGUGAAAACAUGUAUCUUACUUUGAAAAGCAUAAACGGACGUGGCUUGUUUAGUACCGCCUGACUCGACAGUGUGGAGCUGAUCCGAGUCCAUCAGUGUGGAUGUGGACGGAUUAACCGCCGAUACAAUAUUGUCUCAUGUAACCUGAUGGACAUUUAUUUUUCACAUCGCGUCGCGUCCACCGGGGACAAAUGUGGACGGAGGAAGGCUGUAUGUCCGUCUCUCCGCUCGUCUGUCUCUCUGUUUUUGUGUCAACAGCACCGGGGAUGAAACAGUCGUUUUUUCCGGAGCCUCUUGCUCGCAGCUAGAUCCAGACAUCACCAUUCAACUUUCAAAAAUGCGGCUCUUCACGUCUCUCCUGAAGAACACAAACCCCAAAAUCGAGUAUUACUCCAGGUUUUCCCCGUCGCCGCUCUCCAUCAAGCAGUUUUUGGAUUUUGGCACGAACAAUGCGUGUGAGAAAACAUCCUACAUGUUCCUGCGCAAGGAGCUGCCCGUGCGACUGGCAAACACCAUGAGAGAAGUCAACCUGCUGCCUGAUAACCUGCUCAGCCAGCCGUCUGUCAGGCUGGUUCAGAAGUGGUACAUGCAGAGUUUUGUGGAGCUUCUGGAUUACGAGAACCGAAAGCCAGAGGAUCCUCUCGCUCUGAAUGAUUUCCUGGAGCUCUUGAUUGAAAUCCGUAACCGUCACAAUGACGUGGUCCCCACCAUGGCACAGGGAGUCGUCGAGUACAAAGAGAGGUUUGGCUUCGACCCCUUCAUCAGCAGCAACAUCCAGUAUUUCCUGGACCGCUUUUAUACCAACCGCAUCUCUUUCCGCAUGCUCAUCAACCAGCACACUCUCCUGUUUGGAAAUGACACCAACCCUGCUCAUCCAAAACACAUUGGCAGCAUAGAUCCUACCUGCAGUGUGGCUGAAGUCGUCAGUGAUGCCUAUGACACAGCAAAAAUGCUGUGUGAGAAGUAUUACUUGGCUGCUCCUGAGCUCAAAAUUGAAGAGUUCAACAAGAAGGCCCCUAAAAGGCCCAUCCAGGUGGUGUAUGUGCCGUCUCAUCUGUUCCACAUGCUCUUUGAGCUGUUUAAGAACUCGAUGAGAGCCACUGUGGAGCUCCACGAGGACAGUAAAGAGGGAUUACCACCCAUAAAGGCAAAAGUCACUCUGGGUACAGAGGAUCUUUCCAUAAAGAUCAGUGACAGAGGAGGAGGAGUUCCCCUGAGGAAGAUAGACCGUCUGUUUAACUACAUGUACUCCACUGCCCCGACACCAAGCCUGGAGCCGGGAGCCGUCCCCCUGGCUGGUUUUGGCUACGGUUUACCAAUUUCAAGGCUCUAUGCCCGAUACUUCCAAGGGGAUCUGAAGCUCUACUCCAUGGAGGGCGUUGGCACGGAUGCUGUCAUCUAUCUGAAGGCCUUGUCCAGUGAGUCCUUUGAGCGCCUGCCAGUCUUCAACAAGUCAGCGUGGCGGCACUACAAGACCAGCCCCGAGGCGGACGACUGGAGUAACCCCAGCAAAGAGCCACGUGAUGCCAGCAAGUCCAAAUACAAAGCCAAUAGAUAACUCCACCCCUCCUGCUAACCCCACCCUCUGCUGGGAGUCCAUAUGCCUGCACUCUGCCUAUAGAGAAUAUAGGAUGAGGUAUUGCCUUUGGGUAAAAGUUUGGUUUUGGCUCAGCUUGCCUUCAUUCCAGUAAUAAAUGAAUGACCUUGAUUUAAGUCUGUACCCAGUGGCAAUGACCUUCAUCAGAGAAGCUGUUUUGUUGUUGCUGUGGCAGAACCACUAGCUCCCCUGUAAUGGCCUUUAAAAUGGAACUUUCCCAAAUUAUGGAUCCACACUGUUUUAAUCCCGCAAGUAAUUAUUAUUAUUUAUAAAUGUGGUUAGACUCUGUGGCUGAAUUCACCGGAUCACUGUUAUUUUUCCCUCUGCCUCCCACAAAGCCCACUAUGCUGACGGGGGGGCGACUGCUCCUUUUGGCUCGAUGAGCCGCGAUGGAGUUUUCUCUCUCGCCAUCGGUGAAGGCCUGUAUUCUGUUUCUCCUGGGGUCAAGUUUCAGUGCGUCCGGUAAAAGGAGGGAGAUUUAAUUUCACACAUUUGACUCAACGCACCAUUAGGCCAGUGUGUCAUUAGCACUGUAUUGUAUUUAAAGAAGAUUGGGAGGAAAAAAUGAUACUGAAAAUAGGAAUACACCUUAUUUGAGAAUUUCUAUUUCAUUUCACAGAGAUUUUUUUAUAGGAUAAAUAAUAUAAAUGAGGUAUUUUUGUUUAUCUUUGACCAACUACCUACAUUUGUGCUUGCAAGUGAGCUCUGCACCCUGGUUUAACCCCUGCUAAAGGACCAACAGCCCCUCUGUAGGAUGCUUAUUAAACACCACCAUGCCAGCUUUGACUGUCGAGUAGCUUUAUCCACACCAGCGUGAUGUAUUGAACGAAUCCUCGCUGAGGACCGAGACAUAGACCUGAUGCAUCUCACAAGGACUUUAAAAAAAAAAGGUGGGAUGACAUCAUCAUUACUGUCCUCCCUGCAAACAUUUCAGAUCUGUCAUGGUGGGAAACGCACUCCUGUAGCUCAGACUUUUCAUGCUAACCAUGCUUCAUGGGCUCAGCCUUGUAUUUCACACGUUUGUAUUACUAAUCCUUGUGGUUUUUAUGAAUGAGUUUGAACAAAGCCUUUUGUUUAAUAGUCAGGGUAGAAAAUGAUUUAGAAGAUCCCGAGAGAAUGGAUUGGUGACAGGUUUUUAAUUUAUUAUGCGCACUUAUUUUCUCCUGCUUUGUAUCUCUAAUAUUGGAACAGGCUUACUUUUUUUUUUUAAUAUAUAUAUAAUUUAUUCCUUUUUUUAGACGAUACUUUUUAAUUAUCCGUGAACAUCUUUGUAAUUUUUUUUGUUUGACGUUAUGAUUAGCAGCUCUGAACUUUUAAAAGAUGUGGGUUUUCAGCCACUGAACCGUAUGUGGGUACUGAAGCAUCGCGUUAUUACCAUCUAGUUUAAUAUGUCACAAGAAUCAUGUUCAGGAAGUCUGUUACUGCACUUUACUAGAUCUAAUAUAUUCCUUGAAAUGAUUUGAAUACAAAACAAUCCAGCCUUGUAUCAAGAUUUUAUUAUGACUGAAUUCCUAUUAGUAAUAAGUUGCCGGAUGAGCGGUUACUCUAUUGAAAAAGAACAAACCAAAAUUCAGCCUGUUCAUUUUAAUCCAGACAAUUUCACCGAUCUGAAGUAAUUUCCCCCUUUUUCCAUCUCCCUCAGCUCCAUCUGACGGGAAAAGGGUUUAGAUGGAAGAAAGUCUGAGAGACGCUUCAGUGUGGACUGUCUCCUUAUUCUCUAGGUUCCUCGCUUUUUGGCCACACUGUACGAUUUCAUCACUGCCAAUGCCUUUGUAACCUGCCAGUCUCACUGAGAGAUGCUCGGUGACGAACCUGCUAAAGGAACUGCUGUGUGAUAGUCCCGAUCAACAGGAUCUUCCAUCUCCUGUACUUAAACUGUCUCUGUACCUUUUUUAGAAAACAUUUAAGUAUGAAUAGUAUGUACGCUGUAAAUGCAGCCAGUGUGGAUUGAUCACUCCAUUUGUUAUCUUACUGUAACUCCAGCUUACAACGUUAUAGGUUUGUGCGUGAACUCCUCGCUGUCCUGGAAACGUAUGCAAAUACUGCAACAUGAACACACACUGAACAAAGGAUAGUGCAUGAAACCAGCGUACAGUACCUUCUGUCAAUGCCUGACAAAUAAAGACAAUUGCUGUUGAGUGAAA
Molecule: messenger RNA, 3803 nt
Organism: Solea solea (common sole)
Lineage: Eukaryota; Metazoa; Chordata; Actinopteri; Pleuronectiformes; Soleidae
Gene: pdk3a
Product: pyruvate dehydrogenase kinase, isozyme 3a
Exons: 11
Coding region: 400-1620 (406 amino acids)
Biological process (GO): regulation of glucose metabolic process; protein phosphorylation
Cellular component (GO): mitochondrion
Molecular function (GO): pyruvate dehydrogenase (acetyl-transferring) kinase activity
Source: RefSeq, a predicted model, not a curated record